This is a messenger RNA of Dioscorea cayenensis subsp. rotundata (Guinea yam), 2420 nucleotides long. RefSeq names its product cytochrome P450 734A6-like. The record is from RefSeq and is a predicted model, not a curated record. The transcript has 4 exons. The coding region runs from base 578 to 2170 and encodes 530 amino acids. Gene Ontology annotation, molecular function: monooxygenase activity; iron ion binding; oxidoreductase activity, acting on paired donors, with incorporation or reduction of molecular oxygen. NCBI's taxonomy places the organism in Eukaryota, Viridiplantae, Streptophyta, Magnoliopsida, Dioscoreales, Dioscoreaceae. Gene Ontology annotation, biological process: brassinosteroid metabolic process; brassinosteroid homeostasis.
UUAAAAUCUGAUGCAAACAAGAGCGCAGCUGGGUGGCAAAUUGAGAGCAUAUAAUGAUAACAAGUGGCACCCUUUUGUUCACUUAAUUUCAAAUUUUUUUUCUCUCUCUCUCUAUCUCUCUUUAUAUAUAUAUAUAUAUAUAUUAUAUAUAUAAAGAAGAAAAAUUUCUAACUUCCUCUUUAAAUGAUUUGUCUCAUACGGCCACACUCUUUCUCUCACUUCAAACACAUGCUUGUCCUUUGUCUAAACUACCAAGGCUAAUUUUGUCCAUUCCUUCCCAAACUUUUUCUUCUUAUUCGUUGACCCUUCUUAACCCGACGGCGGACGCAACGGCGCCGGCCUCGUACUCACCCUUCCCUCUCUCUCUCUCUGUAUAUAUAUAUAUAUUUAUAUUUAUAUAUUUCUAUAUAAAUAGAUAUAUAGAUAUAUAGAUAUCUAUAUACAUAAAUGAGUGUAUCUAGGCCUCCCUCCCUCUUUAUAAGAAGCAUAAACAUUCCCUUGUAUUGAGAGAGGUGCAAGAGAGAGAGAGAGAGAGAGAGAGAGAGAGAGAGAGAAAGAGAGGAAAGAGAAGGAGAGGAUGAUGGAGAUAUGGUGGAAAUAUGUGAUAGCAUUUGUGGGAGUGAGUAUGAGCAUAGUGGUGGGAAUGAAAGUGUUGAACUUGGUAUGGUGGAAGCCAAAGAGACUUGAAGAACACUUUGCAAGGCAAGGAAUCAGAGGACCUCCAUACAAGUUUUUUCUUGGAAAUGUCAAAGAGAUGGUUGGUUACAUGUUGGAAGCCUCCUCAAAACCCAUGGAUCCUCACAACUCCCACAACAUCCUUCCCAGAGUCCUUUCCUUCUACCACCAUUGGAAGAAGAUCUAUGGUUCUACAUUUUUGCUGUGGUUCGGUCCGACAGCGAGACUGACUGUGGCCGACCCGGACCUCAUCCGAGAGAUCUUCGUCUCGCGCGCGGACUGCUUCGAUCGGUACGAGUCUCACCCGUUGGUUCGGCAGCUGGAAGGCGAUGGACUUGUCAGCCUCCGCGGCGCUAAGUGGGCUCACCACCGCAAAGUCCUCACUCCCACUUUCCACAUGGAAAACCUCAAAUUGUUGAUACCUUACAUUGGGAAGACGGUGGUCGGAAUGGUGGACAAAUGGCUGGCGAUACCCAGUACAUCCGGGGAGGUGGAGAUUGAUGUGUCCGAGUGGUUCCAGACUGUGACUGAAGAUGCCAUCACCCGCACGGCCUUUGGCCGGAGCUAUGACGAUGGGAAGGCCGUGUUCCAACUCCAAUCCCGGCAAAUGGUCUUCGCCGCCGAGGCUUUUCGCAAAGUCUUCAUCCCUGGCUACCGUUUCUUGCCGACAAAAAGGAACACCAGGUCUUGGAGACUUGAUAAAGAGAUCAAGAAGGAUCUUGGUGGUCUUAUUGAGAAGAGGAAGGCGAAGAGGAGGUGUGAGAAUGGUGGUGGUGGUGAUGUUGAUGAUGAUGAGGUUUGCCCAAAGGAUUUGCUUGGGCAGAUGAUCAAUGCGAGAGAUGGCAUCACCGACCAUGAUAUCGUGGAGGAGUGCAAGACUUUCUUCUUCGCGGGUAAGCAGACCACCUCCAACCUGCUGACGUGGACCACCGUGCUUCUCGCCAUGCAUCCCGAUUGGCAGGAUCUCGCCCGCCAAGAAGUCCUCCGCGUCUGCGGCUCACGUGACAUCCCCACCCGCGAUCACCUCUCCAAGCUCAAAACGUUGGGGUUGAUACUGAACGAGACGCUGAGGUUGUACCCGCCGGCGGUGGCGACGAUAAGGAGGGCGAAAGCUGACGUGGAACUGGGAGGGUGCAAGAUACCGCGUGGGACCGAGUUGCUGAUCCCGAUCAUAGCCGUUCAUCAUGACACGAAACUGUGGGGCCCGGAUGCGGCCCGAUUCAACCCGGGGCGGUUCAGUGAGGGGGCCAGGGCGGCCCAGCACCCGACGGCCUUUAUACCAUUUGGGCUGGGGGCCCGUAUGUGCAUCGGAAAAAACCUGGCCCUUUUGGAAGCUAAGCUCACCGUGGCCAUCAUACUUCAACGGUUCUCGUUUCGCCUCGCGCCUACCUACGUUCACGCACCGACGGUCCUGAUGCUUCUAUACCCGCAGUACGGUGCGCCUGUCAUCUUCCGGCCAUUAUCAUCAUCAUCAUCACCACCGUCCAUCUUAUGAUGAUUAGGAAAAAAGAAAAACAACAUCCCAAAAAGAAAAGCAAAGGAUAAAAAAGAGGAAGCGAAAAGAAGUUCUAAUUUGUUUUGUUUUUUUGGAGUCAUAGGAUUUUGAGAAUCUCAAGCUCACUGAUCAAAUGAUUGCUAACUCUUUGUUCUUUGUACCUUCAUCUCCUUCUUUCUUUGGGUGCAUAAACCCCCCCUGGUGAAAAUGUCUAAAAUACCCUUCAUCAUCAUCAUCAUCAUCAACAUCC